AUGAACUCUUCUCCACCCCCUCCCUCGUUCACCUUACCUCCGCUCCCUUCUUCCGGCAACUUUCCUAUCACCCCUAGUCCGACUCCUUCUCCGGACACAGAAGAAGAUGGGUACAAGCUCACUGCUAAGGGGGGACCUGGUCCGAGUCCGAGAAAGGGGAAGAAUGAGGCUCAUAUCACGGAAGAAGAAGGUAGGAUUUCAAUGUAUGUGAAGCUUUUUGACGAAAUGAUCAACACCGUCUUGGAGUCCGAGUCAUAUCUGUUCACCGCCAGGGAAUUAUGGGUACUCAAGUAUAUCUUAGAUCUAGCUUACGAACCUCAUUAUCUCCUUACUCGAUUACUACUCCGAAGACCAUGCAAGAUCCACCCAUACUCUUCACUUGUCAAUGCCUAUUCUGCAGAACUAGGCGAAGAAGGUGUUCAGCGAGCUGUGAAGAUAUUAUCUAAACCAUUAUCGAUCUCUCAAGACAUCAUUGAUUCUGAGCCUUCUAUCAUAAACAACGACGAACCCAUACCUGUUGCAAGUAGUUCCAAAUCGCCUUUGGCACCAACCAAAUCGUAUCCCACUCCGCUAUCAGCCAAAUCCAAAGGUAAAUUGCCUUCUACCUGUUCGAAGAAGCUCAAACCUUGGUCAUCCCUCUCAUCAGGUCUGACUUUAGAGGAAGAAAAAGCAGAUCCGGAAUUAGCUGAAGCCCUAAAAGAAAGUUUGUGGGCAUCGAAAGUGGGUAGAGUGGAAAUUGAUGAUGAUGGUUCAGAGAUUCAUUCUCCUCCACCAUCGAUAUUGGCUAGAAGUAGAUCCGUAUCAAAUACUUCGUCAACAUCUUCUUCAUCCUUAGGGUCAGGUACGAAAACACCUCUGAUGGAAGAAUUCUCUCUAACGCCUCAACACCCUCCGCCAAUAAUAUGUCUUGGUAGAUCAGAAAAGGACUUAGGCUUAGAUGAUAUAAUGACUUGUAUAUCUGCUGAAGAUCUAAAGAAGAUUGCUAAAAGUAAGAAAAUCCCACCUUUAUCGUUGAUCACUCGAGAAACAACUAUCAACGCUUUAAGGGGAAUGGCCAAGAAACAGACAGUACUCAGCUUUACCCCUGUAAAGGGUAAAAGCAAACUCGCCGAUAAAUCCAAACAAGCUACCUUACCAUUCUCUCCUUCUACCACCAGAAUUACUUCCGAAUCAUUAUUGAUUAAUCAACUCUUACCGUUCCUCGGUCAUUCCGCUAUUCAACUUUCUUCAGAACUUCAUUCUCUAAUCUCACGAGUCAACCUGAUUUUCUCACGAACACCACCAUUAACAUCUGGUGGAUCAAGUCUGAUGUUACCUUCUAUCCUCGUCACUUCACAUAAACGUCGUUAUCCCAAUUAUGGCUCACCUACCAGAUCGUUCAUCUGGUCGUCAAGGGAUGAAUUGCUGAUAUGGGAAAGAGCCGUAGGGUGGGAGACAAAAGUCUCAGAUGCGUUAGGUGAGAACUGGCAGGAACAGAGAAAACAAUUUGUCCCUGGAUUCGGAAUAAACAAUAAACCGAUGAUUAGCAGGACGGAGGGAGCGAAGAUCGUUAAGAAGAUUUGGGAAGGAGUUUGGAGUACUUGGUUGGAACUUGUACGUGGACAAGGAGCGGAUCAAGUGGAUUAUGGAAAAGAAAAAGGAGGACUGGUGGGGGAUAGGUUCAAGACUGGUCAUGUAUUGACUAGGAUCGUAUACAAGGGAGCGACUGCGUUAGGGAUAUUGCACGAGUACGAUACGGAAUGUAUGGUCUUGAAAGCCCUGUUGGCUCAGCGGAGAUGGAGGAGGAGCAAGAGAGGCGCUUGGUACGACCGGCUCGCCCUAGUCUUGAUGAAUCACUAUAACGCCACUCCCGAGGAGAAAGAAGAGAAACUUCGCGAAGCUACUCAAACAUGUAUCGAUGCACUACUAGAUGAAGAUACACACAUGAUAUACCGUCCAGCAUUAUCUCGACGCUUGACCCGUUUGGAAAACAAACUCAACUUACCUUCCGACGAGAGGCAUAUCUCUUAUGCGUCACUGAAUAAAUGCGAAACGCGUGAACUGAUUGCACCAAGAGUAAUGGAGAAUAUGGGAGCGCCAAGGUAUCGUGCGAGAUCUGCUUCGGAGAGUGUAAGGGGUGAUAGAGAAGCUAGUUUGGGGAUGGGUGAAGAGGAGCUUCGAGCAGGUGGGGGGAUGGGAUUGCAACAGACGGGAAAAUCCGUAUGGUUAGGUAGAGAAGGAGAAGUGACGGUGGAAGGUUGGGUCUUGGAAUGGUGGGAAGAUAAAGGAUAUAAAGGAUUCCACUCGGAGUCAUCCAUCCUUACGACGUUAUUCACCUUACUCAUGUGGCCUAUCCUCUUCUCGCCUUUACCAGGAGCGUUCGAAACUCCUUAUCAGACUGCACCCUUGGACCUAGGUGAAGAUACGUUCGCACCAUCCCGAUCAGCUGCAAUCGAACAGAGAUUAGAAGAAAUGAGUAGUACCUCCGCUGCUUUAGAUAUGUUAAGCGAAGUAGACGAAAGAGAAAGACCCAGAGAAACUUGGGCAGUCGGAGUCAAUUGGGAGUAUAGCGCAGAUGAUUUGAGGGAGAUAUUGGAAUGUAUUGGUGGAGAGGCGAUGUCGGGUGUGUGUAGGAUGUUAGCGGAGGAGUAUAGACAUCGGAGUUCGGGUGUACCUGAUUUAAUUGUGUGGAAUCACGAGAAGAAAGAAGCUAGGUUCGUGGAAGUUAAAGGUCCCGGGGAUAGUUUAUCUGAAACUCAGAAGGUAUGGAUCGACGUCCUACUAUCAUCUGGAAUUCCCGUAGAAGUCUGUCGGGUCAAAGAGAAAAUCGCAAGUACCCAGCAAAUUGAGAAAGUGAAGAAGAAACGGAAAUCCAACGAAUUAGCCCAAAAGCGAGCUAAGAAGGUCAAGGAGGAGUAUGAGAGAGGCGCAGAUGGCGAGUUCGUGGAAGUAGGAGAAGAUGAGUUGUCGGUGAUGAAGGAUGAAGAGGAGGAAGGGUGGGAGAAGGAGGACGAAAUGAGGUUUGAGAGCGGGGAUGAAGGUGGAUCUGAAGGGCGGUGGGAGAAGAAGUAA
Messenger RNA from Kwoniella botswanensis, 3051 nucleotides. RefSeq lists its product as uncharacterized. The transcript has 10 exons. Gene Ontology annotation, biological process: interstrand cross-link repair. Gene Ontology annotation, cellular component: nucleus. The record is from RefSeq and is a predicted model, not a curated record. The coding region runs from base 1 to 3051 and encodes 1016 amino acids. Gene Ontology annotation, molecular function: flap-structured DNA binding; 5'-flap endonuclease activity; 5'-3' exonuclease activity. NCBI's taxonomy places the organism in Eukaryota, Fungi, Basidiomycota, Tremellomycetes, Tremellales, Cryptococcaceae.